AAAAUGAGGGGUUUUUUCAAACUUGCUCUGCUCGCAUCAGUCCUACUUGCACUCGCUUAUGGGGAUGAUGGAUACAAUGAAGCAAGUGAGUUGGAGAGAAGAAGAAUUAGAGAUUGCCCAGAAGUCACUUUUAAAAGAAUGGCCGGUUGCGUUUGGGAAUUUGGAGGAUUUUUGAAAAAAGUACUUUUUCUGGAUUUAGAGCAGAGGACUCUGGAUAAAUUUAGAAAAUCGUGCGUUUCAAUGGCUACAUGUUUCGAUCUUAUCGAGUGUAAAGAAACUGGCAAAUUUUCAAGAGGCAAAAGAAUCAAGGACUCUUGUGAUGUCAUGAACUACUUAUCCAAAAAUUUCGUUCCCUGUCUUAGAAGAUUGGAAAAAUUGAAUCCAGCACCUACGUGCUUCAAGAAGUGGAAACCAUUUUAUGAUUUGAAUGAAGUUGGACCUGACACAACCCCAGAGGAAAUGGAGGAAUUGUGCAAAAAUAUGCUUGGAAAAGACAAUUGCAUGAAGGAUCUAGUCGGCAGAACUUGUGGAGGAGCCAUGUCGCAAGAGUUGGUCGAUCGUUUUGAAGAAACAUCCGUUUUCAAACAAUGCGACGCUGACUAAAUUUAGCGGACAUUUGAAUCCUUCAUUUUCUUUGCUAAACAAUUAAACAACAGUUAUUUCAUGCUAAACAACUAACGUUUACAUUUGAAUAAUUUUGAAUUUUUUCUCUUGAAAUUUAUGUUUCAAAAAGUACUGUUUUCAGAGGAAAAUUUACUUCAAACUUGUAAAAAUUAUAUGUUACACUAAUAAACUUUGAAGUUGUUUUUGAGGACUUUUUUGACGAAACUGUAUUUCUUGUAAUAAAAUGCAAU
Messenger RNA from Caenorhabditis elegans, 854 nucleotides. It is a transcript of the gene T20D4.11, whose product is annotated as T20D4.11-like domain-containing protein. The record is from RefSeq and is marked reviewed. Lineage: Eukaryota; Metazoa; Nematoda; Chromadorea; Rhabditida; Rhabditidae.